AGUUGGUGAUCAUUAAUUUGCACUCCACUCGUGAAGAAAAAUCCAAAGGUGCUAUCAUUAUAUUAUAACCCAAAGGUACAGCCACCUUCUUCCGCUGGAGGCCACAACACACGCAACCAAGCACCGGUAGCCACCCACCUCGCACCGAGACAACAGCUGUGCUCACCGCCGGGCAUGGACUCACCGCUGAGCAGGCCUGCGCUGCUCGCGCUAUCCUUGCUCCUCCUCGCGCUCUACCUCGCCCGCCGGCACCUCGCCCGCGGCAAGAACCGGACGUACCCGCCGGUGGCCGGCACCGUGCUGCACCAGGUGCUCAACUUCGGCCGCCUGGUGGAGUACCAAACCGAGCUCUCCCGCAGGUACCCCACCUUCCGCAUGCUCACCCCGACCUGCAACUACGUCUACACCGUCGAGCCCGCCAACGUGGAGUACAUCCUCAAGACCAACUUCGCCAACUACGGCAAGGGGGUGAUGACGCACGACGUGAUGGAGGACCUCCUCGGCGACGGCAUCUUCAACGUGGACGGCGCCAAGUGGCGGCACCAGCGGAAGGUCGCCAGCCACGAGUUCUCCACCCGGGUGCUGCGCGACUACAGCAGCGCCGUGUUCCGCGACACGGCCGCGGAGCUCGCGGGCAUCGUGGCCGCCGCGGCGCGGGGAGCCGGGGAGAGGCUGGACAUUUCGGACCUCCUGAUGCGCUCGACGCUGGACUCCAUCUUCGAGAUCGGUUUCGGCGUCAACCUUGGCUCCCUGACCGGAUCCAGCGAAGAGGGCGCGGCGUUCGCCAGGGCGUUCGACGACGCCAGCGAGCAGGUGCUGUACCGCUUCUUCGACCUGUUCUGGAAGGUGAAGCGGUUCUUCAGCAUCGCGUCGGAGGCGGCCAUGAAGCGCUCGGUCCGCACCAUCGACGGUUUCGUCUACGCCGUCAUCGACAGGAAGAUCGAGCAGAUGGGCAGAAACCAUCAGGAAUUCGCCAAGAAAGAGGACAUCCUGUCGAGGUUCCUGCUCGAGCGGGAGCGAGACCCCGGCUGCUUCGACAACAAGUACCUGCGGGACAUCAUCCUCAACUUCGUGAUCGCCGGCCGCGACACCACGGCGGGGACCCUGGCCUGGUUCCUCUACGAGCUCUGCAGGAACCAGCGCGUCCAGGAAAAGAUCGCGGAGGAGGUGCGCGCCGCCACCGCCACGGGCGACCGCGACGUCGGCGCGCAGGAGCUCGUGGCGUGCCUGACCGAGGACGCCAUCGGCAAGAUGCAGUACCUGCACGCCGCGCUGGCGGAGACGCUGCGGCUCUACCCGGCCGUGCCCAUGGAUGUGAAGUACUGCUUCUCGGACGACACGUUGCCGGACGGCUACGCAGUGAACCAAGGGGACAUGGUGAACUACCAGCCGUACCCCAUGGGCAGGAUGAAGUUCCUGUGGGGCGCGGACGCCGAGGAGUUCAGGCCGGAGAGGUGGCUCAACGACGACGGUGUGUUCGUCCCCGAGAGCCCCUUCAAGUUCACGGCUUUCCAGGCGGGGCCUCGCAUCUGCUUGGGGAAGGAGUUCGCGUACAGGCAGAUGAAGAUCUUUGCGGCCGUGCUGCUCCACCUCUUCAGACUCGAGAUGUGGGAUGCUGAUGCCACGGUGGGCUACCGCCCUAUGCUGACGCUCAAAAUGGACGGCCCGCUCUUCGUGCGCGCGUCGCUCCGGAGGCCAUGAGAUGGGGGUGAAGCCUUGUGCCAAAAGGUCAACCGCGCAUGUCCCAUGGUCUGGCCGUCGAGUCGGACUUAAAAAUACGAUCUUUCCAUCUGUUAGUGUCAUUUAUCGAUAACGUGGGGGUUCAGCAGCCGUGCAUCAGUGCAUACCGUUUAAAUUUAGCACCGAAGCUAUAUAGUAUUGGGACCUAUAAAAAUAAAUGGGCAGCGCUACUCAUAUGUCCUGUCUAUUCAGGCUACUAGUACUACGCAGGAGUGUACUUCAGCAGCAUCCAUAAAUAAAUAUAUUGCUGUUUAAUAUUUGGCACCAUA
Messenger RNA from Panicum virgatum (switchgrass), 2009 nucleotides. RefSeq names its product cytochrome P450 704C1-like. The transcript has 4 exons. NCBI's taxonomy places the organism in Eukaryota, Viridiplantae, Streptophyta, Magnoliopsida, Poales, Poaceae. Gene Ontology annotation, molecular function: heme binding; oxidoreductase activity, acting on paired donors, with incorporation or reduction of molecular oxygen; monooxygenase activity. The coding region runs from base 175 to 1701 and encodes 508 amino acids. The record is from RefSeq and is a predicted model, not a curated record.